UCACUUCCGGGCUGGUGUUUGUUUGGACUGGAGAAGGGAGGCGGCGGGCGAAGCGCACGUCGAGCGGGGGAGCGGCGCUGCCUGUGGAGAUCCGCGGAGGCCGACAGGACUCGCUGGCUGCCGUCCCCGCUGCCGUGCACUGGGUUAAAAACGCCAACCAUGAAAGAUCCAAGUCGCAGCAGUACUAGCCCAAGCAUCAUCAAUGAAGAUGUGAUUAUUAACGGUCAUUCUCAUGAAGAUGACAAUCCAUUUGCAGAAUACAUGUGGAUGGAAAAUGAAGAGGAAUUCAACAGACAAAUAGAAGAGGAGUUGUGGGAAGAAGAAUUUAUUGAACGCUGCUUUCAAGAAAUGCUGGAAGAGGAAGAAGAACAUGAGUGGUUUAUUCCAGCUCGAGAUCUCCCACAAACUAUGGACCAACUCCAAGACCAAUUUAAUGACCUUGUUAUCAGUGAUGGCUCUUCUCUGGAAGAUCUUGUGGUAAAAGUUUAUUUUUCAUCUUUUUAGACCUUAGCUCAUCUUUCCUAUAGGUGGAAAAGCCAGCUACCAUCUAUAUAAGAAGAGUUCUGCAUCUCUUCCCCUUCCAAAAUUAUGCUACUUACUACAGUGGAAGCAGGGGCCUCCAGUUCUAAUGACAUGGAGUGACUUCUGGCAACACCAUGGAGUCUUAGAUCACUAACAGACUUGCCUCUGCUUUCAGCCAUCAUACUACCUUUUAGACAUCAUGUUGACCUAGGGUACUUAAUCUUAAAAGAAUCCAGAAGGAUGCACAGUAUUAUCGUAUGAUUUAUUUGUAUGAAAGUAACUUGCUCUUUAAUCUUGACCUAAGUAUUUGGUAAAAUUUAAAAAAUUUUCUGUUUGCUUUGUGUUUUGUUUUUUGAGACAAGAACUCAACUAUAUAGUUCAAGCUGGCCUUGAAUUCACUGUGUCUCCCACUCUUGUCUCAGACUUGGAGCAUUCUACCUGCUUUAGCCUCCCAAGUGCACCACCCUGCUAGGCUUGUUUUGUUAUUGGGGUCUUAGAGAUUGAACUUACUAGGUUUCACUAAGGUGCUUAGGCCAGCCUUGAAGUUUGGAUCAUUCUGCCUCAGCCUCUCAUGUAAUUCCAUGCCUGGAAUUACAGGCAUGCACCACCAUGCUUGGCCCAAAAUUUAAUCUAAAAGGUAAAAUUAUGAAGAUCAUCUCUUGACCUAGGGUUUUUGUUGAGGUAUCCAGUUCAUUUGGAAUGGUGAUAAAUAAGAAAUUUCACAAGCUCAUGGCAAAAAAGGAACACAAACAUAGAUUUGCAUUUUUAGUUAUUGUCUUGUCUCAUCACUGAUGAUAUAUGCAGCCAAAAGUUUUUUUGAGGGCCGGGGAUUUAGCUCAGUGGUUCUACUGCCUGCCUUCUAAGCACAAGGUCCCGAAUUCAAUCCCCAGUACCAAAAGAAAAAGUUAUUUUUCAGGAACUAUGAUAACUGAACAUCAACACUAAAGUUGAAUCCUUACUAAAAUUAAGAUAAAAGACUCUUUGGCUGGGUGUGGUGAUAUUUACCUAUAAUCCCACACUCUGGAAGCUGAGGCAGGAGGUUCACAGGUUUGAGGCCAGCUACAUGGUUAGUUUAAGUCCAGUUUGUACUUUAAUAGAAAGACCCUAAUCUCAAAACUAAGUUAUUUUGACCAGGCAUGAUUGUGCACACUUAUAAUCCCAACUACUUUGGAGGCUGAGGCAGGAGGAUCAUUCACAUAAAUAAUCCUUCAUUGCCUCUACCAAAUAACUCUUAAGAUUUAGUCAUUGGACUCCAUGCAGUGUUUUGUUGCAUGUGUGGUUUAUUUGUUGUAAUUGUCUUUUGCUAACUGCAUUAAUUUCCUAAUCUGUAUAUCUUUUUUUUGAGACAGGGUCUCACUCUAGUUGAGACUGACCUGGAACUCAGUAUGUAUG
Messenger RNA from Fukomys damarensis (Damara mole-rat), 1914 nucleotides. It is a transcript of the gene Paip2, whose product is annotated as poly(A) binding protein interacting protein 2. Gene Ontology annotation, cellular component: cytoplasm. NCBI's taxonomy places the organism in Eukaryota, Metazoa, Chordata, Mammalia, Rodentia, Bathyergidae. The transcript is spliced from 3 exons. The record is from RefSeq and is a predicted model, not a curated record. Gene Ontology annotation, molecular function: mRNA regulatory element binding translation repressor activity. Bases 160 to 504 code for a protein of 114 amino acids. Gene Ontology annotation, biological process: negative regulation of translational initiation.